AUGGGUUCGGAGACACCAGAACACGUCUUUCUUUGGGCUUGUUUUUCACGAGAGCCGUUGCUGUUUUGUACCCGACGUUUGAAUCUGCGGACGGGCUGGUGGCCUGUUCCUGAAGUGACCCUAAAAGGCGCACGGGGCCAGUGUUUACGGUCCCCUAAAAACCCCGGACAGAAGAUCAUUAAGAGAGUGAUCGCCCUCGAAGGAGAUAUUGUGAAAACCAUGGGGCACAAAAACCGCUACGUCAAGGUACCUCGUGGUCAUAUCUGGGUGGAAGGCGAUCAUCACGGGCACAGUUUUGACAGCAAUUCCUUCGGGCCGGUGUCCCUGGGACUUCUGCACGCUCACGCGACACACAUCCUGUGGCCUCCGGAGCGCUGGCAGAAGCUGCAGUCUGUCCUCCCGCCAGAGCGCCUGCCGGUUCAGAGGGAAGACUGACCGCGGGGGGUCCCCGCGCCCCCCGCAUUGGGCGCCACCAGCCGCGGGAAGGACCCCCGACAAGACCAUGCCGCGCGGGAGAGUGUUCUUUCACGUUAAGACGACGGGAGAAAGAGUGAAGACUAUUGAACAGUGUUAAAUGGCACCCGAUUCCGUGGCCAACCGUGACACCCUGUUGUUUUUAUGCCAAAUAAUGCCGGCCUCUGGGAUAUGAAAAUUGUUUUCCCGUAUGUCUUGUGGGGGUAAAUUCGAGAUUCUGCUUCCACCCUUCUUCUGUGAUUGUGGGGUUUUGAUUUUGGUGCUUGCUGCCGAAAGAAUGUGAAAAAUGAGCCUUUUGAGGGAAGUAAUUGCUUGAGUGAUGUCGCUUACUCUUAAGACGGGGCGCGAAGAAACGUACGGUACACGCCCUGACGGGGAUUGUAUGGAGACCGACGGUUUCUACACCAGCGACCGCCAGGCGGGUGAACUGUAAACUGUGAUGUAAAAAUAAAACACUGGUUUGCUCAGGUA
Miniopterus natalensis is the source of this 945-nucleotide messenger RNA. Lineage: Eukaryota; Metazoa; Chordata; Mammalia; Chiroptera; Miniopteridae. The record is from RefSeq and is a predicted model, not a curated record.